This is a messenger RNA of Colossoma macropomum (tambaqui), 3019 nucleotides long. RefSeq names its product plasminogen activator, tissue (gene plat). Bases 159 to 1898 code for a protein of 579 amino acids. NCBI's taxonomy places the organism in Eukaryota, Metazoa, Chordata, Actinopteri, Characiformes, Serrasalmidae. The transcript has 15 exons. Gene Ontology annotation, molecular function: serine-type endopeptidase activity. Gene Ontology annotation, biological process: plasminogen activation; smooth muscle cell migration. The record is from RefSeq and is a predicted model, not a curated record.
ACUGGAGGAUAAAUGUUCGAGAGUGGACGGUAGAAACAAACGCAAGCUCAGAGCUGGAGUCCUGAGGAUUAGAGAGUAGAAAUUUCACCCACUGUUAGUGAAAAGUCUUCACUUCGAGUGAAAAAGUCUUAAGUUCACCUGGAGGCCUGACCCACAUCAUGAGUGCAACAAUGAAACUGCUGCUGCUGCUGCCUGUGCUCUACUGCACUUUAGCUAACACGGAGCAGCUUCACAGAGAGAGGAGAGGAACACGCAGCUUCAGAGACCGCUGUGUGGAUUCGGACUCGGCUGCGGUCAGAGAUUUAGGGGAAACGUGGCUGAGAUGGAGAGGUCAGAGAGUGGAGUACUGCCGCUGUGCCCUGAGAGGAAGAACACGCUGUCACUACAUACCUAUAACUACAUGUUAUGUGUCAAGAUGUUAUAAUGGAGGGACGUGUAAGGAGGCGGUGUACUCGACUGACUUCAUCUGCCAGUGUCCACCAGGCUUUACUGGAGAUCAGUGCGAGAUCAAUUUGAAUGAGAAGUGUGCGACUGGGUUGGGGACGAGUUAUCGUGGCACAUGGAGCAUCUCCAGCUCUGGCGCUGAGUGCAUAAACUGGAACUCCACAUCACUCAGAGGCAAAAAAUUCACUGCCAGGAAACCAGAGGCUGUCAUGAUGGGGCUGGGCAAUCACAACUACUGCAGGAAUCCAGAUGGGGACUCCAAGCUGUGGUGCUACGUGGUUAAAAAGUCCCAGGUCACAUGGGAGUUCUGUUCUGUGCCAAACUGUACAACAGCUCCUGCAGAGUGUCGGAAGGGGUCAGGGCAGUCAUACAGAGGGAUGCAGGCAGUCACUAAGAGCGGAGCGAAGUGUCUGCCCUGGGACUCCCCUGCCAUUUCCCGCAAGAUUUACACAGCCUGGAGGCCAGACGCAGGAGAGCUGGGCCUGGGCAGCCACAACUUCUGCAGGAACCCGGAUGGUGACCUCAGUCCAUGGUGUCACGUUUAUAAAGGCUCCCAGCUGACGUGGGAACUGUGUGAUAUCACAAAAUGCCCGAGGAGACCCUCCACCAUCACCACCCUUGGGCCGAGAGCCCCUGCGACAACAAACAACCGAGGCUCCUGUGGUCAGCGUGUUACAAAGCCCUCCAAUUCUCUUCCUGAAUUCAGGAUACGAGGCGGUCAGGCCAGUGACAUCAAAGAUCAGCCGUGGCAGGCAGCCAUCACUGUGUAUCGUCCGCGCUCACGAUCGCACAGCUUUCUGUGCGGAGGCGUCCUGAUCGACUCCUGCUGGGUCCUCUCUGCAGCCCACUGCUUCCAUGAGAGAUUUACCGCAGAUCGUGUGCAUGUCACCCUUGGCCGAACUUUCAGGCAGAAGAACGAGAGCAGUGAACAGAUCUUUGAUGUGGAGAACUACUGGCUUCAUGAAAAAUACAAUGAGGAGACCUAUGACAACGAUAUAGUUCUUCUAAAGCUGAAGAGUGAACAUGGCAUCUGUGCCAUCAAUUCUCAGGAAGUGCUGCCUGUCUGUUUACCAGAACCCAAUCUGGUUUUACAAGACUGGAUGGAGUGUGAGAUUUCUGGUUAUGGCAAGGAAGAAGAGUUCUCUCCAUUCUAUUCAGAACAAGUGAAGCGGGGUCAUGUGCGUUUGUGGCCUCAGGAGCGCUGUGUGCCGGAGAAACUCUCUGGGCGUUUGGUCACCUCUAACAUGCUGUGUGCUGGAGAUACACGUGGCCUGGAUGAUGCCUGCAAGGGGGACUCAGGUGGUCCUCUGGUGUGUGAAAAAGACGGCAGGAUGACCCUCACAGGUUUGAUCAGCUGGGGUGAUGGAUGUGGAAAGAAAGACACGCCAGGCGUUUACACACGUGUCACAAAGUACACUGCCUGGAUUGCAGACAAGAUGAGUUCCAACCGAUAAAUGAACAAACAGAUCCAGAGGCUAAACAUUCACUCCAUUACACUGACAUUACUACUGCUGAAUCGAUGAGUAGCUUUCAAAAAUGCAACAAAGUCUGGACUCUAAAAAAGAGCCCAUAUGAGUGUAAAAUGAUUGCUGGUGGAGAGUCAACCAUAUAUAGGCACAUGGAAUUUGAAUUUGUCGACAAGUGUUGUCAGUUUAGCACUUAAAAUGUCAUGAGAAGAAGGUGGGAAGAAAAUGGAGUAACAUAGAAUACAGAGACCACGUUUCACUUGCACAUUAUAGUUUACAACACCCAAGUGACGUUUUUUAUCCCUAAUGGACUGAACAUCUGUGGCCUUUAAUCAUGACCUCUGACCUCACCACACCAGCUUAGUGCCUUCGAGGAGGAUUCGGAAUGGAUGUAUAUUGGCACUGGUGCUUUCUCAUACAGGCAGUUAUUUGUUACUGGAAGUGCUGAGUUCGGCACUAAGGACUAGAUUAAUAUGAUUGUAGCAUGAUGGGUACACAACCAGAAAGGAAAUGCUACACAGGUCUUUUUAUGUCCAUCUUUAUUUUUUUACGGCAAUAAAUGUAAAGGAAAUCCUUUAGAAUUUUCCUGUAAAAUGGAAAAUGCUAUUAAAUAUGCAAAUAUACUGUACAUGUGACUCAAUAGCUUUAGCAUUUUAAGUUACUUGCCUUACAUAAGCACUUCUUUUUCAUCUUUCACAUUCAUUUUGUUAGAUUUUUUAAAAACACUAAGCAUCUGCUGGGUCAGAGACAGUCAAAGGAAAUCACAAAUCAAGGUCUCAAUUAGUGAACAGUGGGUUGAUCAGAGUUAUAUUCACAAGAUAUAAAUACACAUUUAUUGUACUCAAAGAUGUAUGUGCAACUUCAUUGUGUUCUUUGUUCAGUUGAAUUUAGCUUGCAUCAGUUGAAAGUGGUGAUAUUCAUCAGACUUUGACAAAAUAUUCUUAGUCAUAUUUUAAGUUCAUAUUUAACUAUUUAUCAUGUAUAUUGAAUUUUUAUUAUAUAGCAGAUACUAAAUUAUUGUUUCAUAUUUCCAUAUGUUUGUGCUUGUUGAUGCUGUUUUUUAUUGCAUUUAAUUUUUUUUAAAUAAAUGUACACCAAAAAUAAAAGGA